This is a messenger RNA of Mytilus trossulus (common blue mussel), 2761 nucleotides long. RefSeq names its product ATP-dependent RNA helicase DDX24-like. The transcript has 17 exons. Gene Ontology annotation, molecular function: nucleic acid binding; RNA helicase activity; ATP binding. Bases 26 to 2746 code for a protein of 906 amino acids. The record is from RefSeq and is a predicted model, not a curated record. Lineage: Eukaryota; Metazoa; Mollusca; Bivalvia; Mytilida; Mytilidae.
AUUUGUUUACAUUUAGAGAGUAAAAAUGGCGACUUCCAUGCACGUGAAAACCAAAGGAAAGUGGAAACCAGUGAAAAUUGACUAUAAUCUUUUAUCUCAAAAUGAUUUUGAUUCUUUAAUUUCAAUAGAAGAACUUACGGAUUACGAACUUAUCAAAGAUUAUACGUCUGGAAACUCUGGAAAAUCGAAAAAGAAACAGAAACCUGAAGAAAAGGAAACUGAUUCCAAGAAACAGAAUGAAGCUAAAGCUGUCAAGAAAGAAAAGAAAAAGAAAGGAAAAAAAGAAGUGUCCUUGACUAAUGAAAAAAAAUUGAAAGGAGAUAGUAAGGAAUUAAAUGUACAUGUAGAACAAGACACAGAAAAGAAGAAAAAAGAAGAGUUAAAGAAGAAUAAAAAAGGAAAAUUAGUACACAUGGACUCUCAGAUAGUAGAUAUCAAUCAACAGAUUGAAGAAGAGGAUAAGAUAGAAAACAGUAACAAACAGGGAAAGAAAAAGAAAGGACAGAAGAGAAAGAAGACGACUGCAGAUAACUCUACAAGUAAGAAGUUGAAACGAAGCAAACUGGAUACAGUAUCUGAAGAAACUGGUAACGAUAACACAGCUUCGAAAGAAACAAGCCUUGAGAACACAGAUUCUGCAAUACCUGUACCUAAUAAAGAAGAUGUUAUGAAAGAAAUGGUACAAUGGAAGGAUUUAUAUGUACCGGAAGAGGUCCUACUGGCUUUACGUGAUAGUAAAUUUACCACCCCCACACACAUACAGUCACUCACACUACCCCAUGCCAUCAGAGACAGACUAGAUAUAGUUGGUGCUGCAGAAACAGGUAGUGGUAAGACAUUGGCCUUUGGAAUACCUGUCAUUCAUAAAAUAUUGAAAUAUAAAAAGGAACAAUUGAACAAGGACAUACAGUUUGAUGGUGAGGAAAAAGAGGAUGAGACAGAGGCUACAGAGGAGAUAAAUAAAGAGAAAAGUUUAGAGGAAAGUGUUGAUAAAGAUGAAAGUCAUGAAUCUGAAGACUACCAUAGUGAUAGUGAAGAUGAACUUGAGUGGGAAAGUGAUGAUGAAAAUGAAGAUAGUCAUUCUGAUGAGAGUCUGGCAGACGAAAAUGAUGACAGUGAUUUUGAAGAUAGUUUUACUGAUGAAGAUGAAGAAAUGCAGGAGAGUUCAGAUGGACAACAGGAAAUGGGAUGUGUGACUGUAGUAGAUGAUGCAGACUUUUCAUCAUUAGGUAUUACAGAGAUUAAACCAUCAACAAAUGACCAUCCGUUUGCACUGAUUUUAGAACCAACACGAGAACUAGCAGUUCAAGUCAGAAACCAUUUACUGGCUGUUCUUAAAUAUACAGAUAUACAGGUGGCAACUCUAGUUGGAGGAAUGUCGUUACAGAAGCAACAGCGAGUUUUGAAAAGACGACCAGAGAUUUUAGUGGCUACACCAGGAAGAUUGUGGGAACUGUUUCAAAUGGGUGAUCCAUAUUUGGUAAACAUUGAUCAAAUCCACUGCUUGGUGAUUGAUGAAGCUGACAGAAUGGUAGAAAAAGGACAUUUUGAGGAAUUGGAGAAGCUAUGUCAACAUAUUAAUAAGGACGAGCAAAAGAGAAAAAAAAGACAAAAUUUUGUAUAUUCUGCAACUUUGACCAUGAUUCAUGUUGGAUCUUACCGACCUACGAAGAAAAAAAGAGUCAAAAUGACAGAGACAGAUAAAUUAGAAUCACUGAUGGAGAGGAUAGGAUUGAGACAUAAACCUAAAGUCAUAGAUUUAUCAAGAAAGACUGGCACUGUAGAAACUUUAACAGAGGCAAGGAUUAACUGUACAAAGGAAGAAAAGGACCUUUUUCUCUACUAUUUCCUGCAGCAGUUUCCUGGUAGAACUUUAGUGUUUGCAAACAGUAAAGAUUGUAUCCGAAGAUUGGUGUCUAUUUUCACUCUCUUACAAACUAAACCACUGCCACUACAUGCUGACAUGCACCAGAAACAAAGGUUAAAAAAUCUGGAGAAGUUCACAGCUGAUCCUAACAGUCUAUUAUUAGCAUCAGAUGUAGCAGCUAGAGGAUUAGAUAUACCAAAUGUUCAACAUGUCUUUCACUAUCAAGUACCAUUAACAGUUGAGAAUUAUGUACAUAGAAGUGGUAGAACAGCUCGAGCCAGUAAGGAAGGAAUUAGUGUUAUGUUGAUUGGACCAGAUGAUGUUAAAAACUACAGGAAAAUUAUACACACUCUUAAUAGAAAUGAAGACCUACCUAUGAUUCCAGUGGAUUAUCAAAUGCUCCCUUCUUUGAAACAAAGAUUAAGUUUGGCCUUAAAGAUAGACGUGACUGAUUAUAGAUUUGAGAAGAAGAAAAGACAGAAUAACUGGUUUAUAAAGGCAGCUAAUGAAAUGGACAUUGAACUAGAUGAUCGACAUUUAUUGAAUGACAUAGGGGACAGUCAGGAGCAAUCUCAACAUAAACACCACAUGAAACAACUGAAACAGGAACUAAAUUCUCUACUGCAUUCAACCUUGACCUCCAAGACAUUUUCUGGCAAAUACCCAACAAAAACUGGGAAGCUAAUGAUGCCUGAGGAGUCCAAGAAAGGAAGUGAUGCUAUUUUGUCUGUGAAAAAAGAUAAGAAAUCACAAGAGAAGCUUAUACAACAGAUACAGAAGGAAAGAAUAUUAAUGUCAAAGGCAUUGGACAAUAAAAAGAAAGAAAAACAAUCUAAAAGACAACAAAAGAAAAAUAAAAGAAAAAAUAAAGAUGCUUAAACAAAAUUUGUCUAU